Ectocarpus sp. CCAP 1310/34 is the source of this 1415-nucleotide messenger RNA. The record is from the annotation of a GenBank genome assembly. NCBI's taxonomy places the organism in Eukaryota, Phaeophyceae, Ectocarpales, Ectocarpaceae.
GUCGGUGAGUGGUUUUGCGGCCUUGGUGUGCCAGUCCCCCAAGCCGUCGUGUGCAUCCUUCUAGUCCGUAGACCCCUGCAGGCUCAAGUGCCUGAGAGGUCUAGUGAGCAUGAAGCUCAACAUUGCUUCGCCCGGAACGGGCUCGCAGAUGUUUAUCGAGAUCGAUGACGAGAAGAAGCUCCGUGCCUUGUACGACAAGCGCAUCUCUCAGGAGGUGGAGGGAGAGGCUCUUGGAGACGAGUUUGCUGGAUACAUGUUCCGCAUCUCCGGCGGCAACGACAAACAGGGCUUCCCCAUGAAGCAGGGGGUGCUUUCCGCCAACCGCGUGCGCCUGCUUCUGCACAAGGGCGUGUCCUGCUACCGCCAGCGCCGCCGCGGCGAGCGCAAGAGGAAGUCGGUGCGCGGCUGCAUCGUGGCCGCCGACCUUGCCGUGCUUAACCUCGUGGUGACCAAGAAGGGGGACCAGGACAUCCCCGGGCUCACGGACGCCCCCGUGCCCCGCCGCCUCGGCCCCAAGCGCGCGAACAACAUCCGCAAGCUGUUCAACCUCGGCAAGGAGGACGAUGUGCGCAAGUAUGUGAUCGCCCGCAAGUUCGAGAAGAAGGGCAAGACCGUCACCAAGCGCCCCAACAUCCAGCGCCUCAUCACCCCCAUCCGCCUCCAGCGCAAGCGCGCGCGCGCCGCGGCCAAGAAGAUCGCCCAGGCCAAGAGCCAGCGCGAUGCGUCGGAGUACGCCAGCCUUUACGCCCAGCGCCAGAAGGAGCAGAAGGAGGCCCGCCGCUCCAUGAUCUCCAAGAGGCGCAGCUCUCGCAAGGCCUCCGCCAAGGUCGUGGCUUAAAAAACAUGGUUGCAGUCGAUGGCAUGCAUUGCGAUGCCACGCGGCAUGAGUCUGUGAUUUUGUUGCGGAUUUAAUGCAACCGGGGGAAGACCGUAUCUGAGCUUUGACCCGUGGGUAAAGCUCGUUUUGAGCUGCUGCCACAGGAGUAGGACCCCUGGCGGGUUUUGGCUUGGUUGGUCAUGGGUCUUUUUACUGCUUGCUCUGCUCGCCGCUCCCGCGGUGGCGUUGGCAUUGAACGCUAAUGAACGGGGGACAUGAACUUCAACUCUUAUAUGGGACCUUUUUGUCAUGCGGGCACCGCCGACAGCGUGUGUCACGCUUUUCCGCACCACGUCUAUCUCGGUGAACAGGCACUCACCCGCAGAUGACGGCAUGUGCUUGAGCCGAGGGCGAGAGUAUAUUUUGGCCUUGGCGCGGGACCUCGCGAUGGUCGACAGAGUCAUGUAUCGGACAUGUUCGGUGGUUUCCCCGUCUAGUGCAUUACUGGAUCUUUUUUACAGGGAUCUCGCACGCACGCGCCAGUGUGACCCACCCCAAGAGAUGGUCGCCAAGUGCUCGCUUGCAGGACGACAAAACG